This is a messenger RNA of Pteronotus mesoamericanus, 192 nucleotides long. RefSeq names its product cytochrome c oxidase subunit 7C, mitochondrial-like. The record is from RefSeq and is a predicted model, not a curated record. Lineage: Eukaryota; Metazoa; Chordata; Mammalia; Chiroptera; Mormoopidae. The transcript has a single exon. Gene Ontology annotation, biological process: mitochondrial electron transport, cytochrome c to oxygen. The coding region runs from base 10 to 192 and encodes 60 amino acids.
AACAGCGCUAUGCUGGGACAGAGCAUCUGGAGGGUUGCAGUCUCUGUGGUCCAUAGGAGCCACUAUCAGGAAGGCCCAGGGAAUAAUUUGCCAUUUCAGUGGAAAACAAGCAGAGUUAUGAUGACCAUGUACUUUGGAUCGGGAUUUGCCAUAGCGAUGUUCCUUGUAAGACACCAACUGCUUAAGAAAUAA